Molecule: messenger RNA, 517 nt
Organism: Symbiodinium sp. CCMP2592
Lineage: Eukaryota; Dinophyceae; Suessiales; Symbiodiniaceae
Source: the annotation of a GenBank genome assembly
AUGGACGGCCGCCGUCUGGAGUGGAGCCGGUGUUUGGAAGGCGGUCCUGGCUCGUGGUCAUUGAUUGACUCGGACGGCGCGGCCUUUACCACUGAAGCAGCUCCUCGAUGGCAUCUGCUCUUCUUUUCCACCGAUCCCGUGGAGAGGCUGCAGUGCCGAUUCGUCCGAUGGCAUCCAGCAGAUGCCCAGGUUGCUGUGUUCGAAGCUGAAGACAGUUAUCCUGCCGAAAAGGUCUACGUCCGUGCAGUGCCCUCACCCUUUGUUGUCACCUGCAGCUUGACACCUGUCGCACGAAAUGCCGUCGACGUGGUGUUCACCACGGUGGCCGGCGGCGAGCUGCUGCGAAUCACCGGCAUGUCAAACCCUUUGCCGGAGAUGGAAGAGCUUGCUACAUCCGCUGCCCUAGCCGCGGCAGCCCAAGGCCGUCUGCAGAGCCGCAACCAAGCAGUGUGCACGGCGUCAGACGGGCAGCUGGUCACAUUGGUCCUUUCCCAUGACAUGUGGGACAUGAUUGACA